AGGAUACACGCGAGCCUUUUCUCACGCUGAAGAUUUACCGGCUCUCCAGUGGCUUCAUGCACGAGCCCGACAUUGACGUGGUGGGACUGGCCGCUCGAGAUGAGCCUCCGCCGCCCGCGAGCAGCGCCGGCAGCGCGCACAGCUCCCCUCGAGAGGAGGAUGAGCAGGACGGAGACGCGAGCGCGCCCCGUUGCGGCGCGUCCCCGGCCAAGCCGCCGUACUCGUACAUCGCGCUCAUCACCAUGGCCAUCCUGCAGAGCCCCGAGAAGCGACUCACGCUCAGCGAGAUCUGCGCCUUCAUCAGCCGCCGAUUCUCCUACUACCGCGAGAAGUUCCCCGCGUGGCAGAACUCCAUCCGACACAACCUGUCGCUCAACGACUGCUUCGUGAAGAUGCCGCGCGAACCGGGAAACCCGGGCAAGGGCAGCUACUGGACUUUGGACCCGCAGUCCGCGGACAUGUUCGAGCAGGGCAGCUUCCUGCGCCGCCGCAAGCGCUUCAAACGCCAUCACCAGCACGAGCUUCAGCUCGAGCUCCACCACCACCAGCGCCUCGCACCGCACCAGCUCCGCGCGCUCCCGCGGCUCCCGCCCGUCGGCCUGUGGCCCGCGCUCUCCACACUGCUCACAGGGACUAAAGGCCUCCAUCAUCACCAUCCUCAUCCUCUCAGCCUUCCUCCUCCUCCUCACGCCGCUUCGCUCGGUUUAGCCUCCCCGCUGCCCUUCAUCCCUCCUCUUCCUCCCAGCUUUUACACUCUGCAGCAGGACUACAGCAAACUGCACGCGCUGCACUGCUCCGCGCUCACCAACCUGUAAACCAGAGCAACCACCUGAACUCAUCACCUGGAGAAUACUGACUGUUAUAUAAAAAGGCUUAAAUAUUAUAAGUGUUUAAAGUGGGUCUGAACAACAAAUUAAACUUUAAUUAAACUGAUAUUGAUAAAACUUAACAACUUUAAAUUAAUUUUAAAUUAACUUUUUUAUUUUAUUUAUCCUUUCUGUUAAACAAACUGUUAACCACACUAAAGUACAGGUUAAAACAUUUCAACCCUUUAUAAUACUGGUACACUUUACAAUUAACGAUACUUAUGACAAUAAUAAACAUUUUUUAAAUGGUAAUGUAAGGUCACAACUAAUUAUUAAUUGACACUAAAUUCAGAUAUUAUUAACCACUGCUAAAUUAUUGUUUAAGAAUGUAAAAAUUAAUAAAUUGAGAAAUUAGUUGUAAUGGUUGUCAGGCCCUCUUAGUUGUCAGUUGAGACACUAUGUGUUAAGUACUGUUAGUUAAUGUAACUUCAUUGUAAAGUUUUAUCAAACAUCUUUUGUUCAAAUGUUUCUGACUUUAAAUAAAGCAUCUCAUGAAUAAUUCAGAUUUUAUACAAUUUAGUGCAAAUUGUGCUCCAUAAUCAAACCAACCAAAACAUCUUAUAGCCUCAAUGCCAGAAAAAAAGACUUUUUUAUAUAAACAAAGCAGGUCUGUGAGCGCGAAGAACUCUUUAAAAACUAGAAGUUUGGAGGAAAUAAUUUAAAUUCAUCUGUUUAAAUUAAUAUCAAUUUUAGGGAUUGCUAACUUUAAACUAAAUCUAUUUUCUUUCCAAUUUUAAAUAUAACAAAAACAAAUAUAAAAACAUGAAUUACUUAUAGGUAGGCAAAUAAUUUUAUUGGCUUUCCUAACCAAAAAUGCAUGUUAAAUGCAAUGUUAUUGUUUUUGUUGUUGUUGUUUU
This is a messenger RNA of Astyanax mexicanus (Mexican tetra), 1723 nucleotides long. RefSeq names its product forkhead box protein D1-like. Gene Ontology annotation, molecular function: DNA-binding transcription factor activity, RNA polymerase II-specific; RNA polymerase II cis-regulatory region sequence-specific DNA binding. NCBI's taxonomy places the organism in Eukaryota, Metazoa, Chordata, Actinopteri, Characiformes, Acestrorhamphidae. The transcript has a single exon. Gene Ontology annotation, biological process: anatomical structure morphogenesis; regulation of transcription by RNA polymerase II; cell differentiation. The record is from RefSeq and is a predicted model, not a curated record. Bases 57 to 815 code for a protein of 252 amino acids.